Molecule: messenger RNA, 2640 nt
Organism: Thamnophis sirtalis
Lineage: Eukaryota; Metazoa; Chordata; Lepidosauria; Squamata; Natricidae
Gene: RAB21
Product: RAB21, member RAS oncogene family
Biological process (GO): Rab protein signal transduction
Molecular function (GO): GTPase activity; GTP binding
Source: RefSeq, a predicted model, not a curated record
GCGUGACUGUCCGUCGAAUGACGUAGGAGGAGGAAGAAGAAGACGCCAUUAGAAAAGAGGCUGAGCGAGACACCCCGGUGCGGGAGGAGGGUGGCUCGGAGUUCCUCUCUCCUUUCCGCCCCGCUUCCGUCUCUCCUGUGGUUCGCUUCCCCUGGCGGUCUUCCUCCGCGCGGCCUCCUUUCCUCCUCCCCUACCCCCCGCUCCCCUUUUACGGUUCUCUUGGACUCUGCUCGGCGUCCCGUAUCAGAGCGGAGCAGGCUUGGGCGGUUUGCCGAUGUGAGGCCGCGGGAGCGGCGGCCACUUCGCUGCGGAUGGCGACGGCAGCGGCCACUUCGGGCGCGGUAGGCGGCGGCGCUGCUGCUGUUGCUGCCGCUGGCGGGCGAAGUUUCUCCUUCAAGGUGGUCCUGCUCGGGGAAGGCUGCGUGGGGAAGACCUCUCUGGUCCUCCGUUACUGUGAGAACAAGUUCAAUGACAAGCAUAUCACCACUCUGCAGGCAUCUUUUCUGACCAAGAAGCUAAAUAUUGGAGGAAAAAGAGUAAACCUUGCAAUAUGGGAUACAGCUGGACAAGAAAGAUUUCAUGCACUAGGUCCUAUUUACUACAGAGACUCUAAUGGAGCUAUUUUAGUUUAUGAUAUAACAGAUGAAGAUUCUUUUCAAAAGGUAAAAAACUGGGUAAAGGAAUUAAGAAAAAUGUUGGGAAAUGAAAUUUGCCUAUGCAUAGUUGGUAACAAGAUAGAUUUGGAGAAGGAAAGACAUGUGUCUAUUCAAGAAGCAGAAUCAUACGCAGAAUCAGUGGGAGCAAAACACUAUCAUACAUCUGCCAAACAGAACAAAGGAAUAGAAGAACUCUUUCUUGAUUUGUGUAAACGAAUGAUAGAAACUGCGCAAGUUGAUGAGAGAGCACGAGGAAAUGGUUCUAGUCAAUCAGGAGCUGCAAGGCGGGGAGUACAAAUAAUUGAUGAUGAGCCAGCAGCUCAGAGUAGUGGAGGUUGCUGCUCCUCUGGAUAAUUGUACAAGAGACUGGGCUUCUUGCCCUUUAGUGAAGACUGCCACAUUCAGAGUCUCAUUCUUUCAGCGGAGAAUUGGAAUUAACAGUAUUUAAAAUCAUUUGUAACAAUUCAAUACCAUUAAGUGCUAAACUAGUGGAGUAUGUGACCAGAGAAUUGGCAUUUUCUACAGUGAUUAACAAAGCAAACCAAUGGCCUUUUUACAUAUUUCUUUAAUAAUGAAUAAUAUUGCAUGUGAGAAGGACUUAUGGCUUCAUUUAUAUUUUAAAUGAGAUCAUUAUUUAAUAACUUAUACACCUUAUUGGAAUUAGACAUUUUUGCAGCUCUUUGUAUUUUGUGGUAGAUCAAGCUGUAUCUCUUCACAAUUGCAAAUCCAUUUCUUUUUAAUUAGCAGAUAUCUGGAUACUAUUUUUGCAGGGGUACCACUGAUAUAUAACUGCUUGACUACUUUGAUAUAUUCAUCUUGUACUCCAUGCUGGUAAAAUAAAUAAUAAAUUACACAUUAAAUAUUUUAUCUGCUUUUAUAAGUGCAGGUGCAGAAAUAUGUACACAAGUCUUGUCAGUGAUUGUGAGGUGAAAAACGGUGGGAAGAUACAAGUUCUAUUACUGCUGACUUUCUCUUUGAUAGAUUAUGAUAAUUAGUUUUCCUUGCUCUAAACUUUACAUACGUUUCUAAAUAUUUUUCUAGCAGCUAUUGAUCUAUAACACUCUCAGUCCAAAAAAUCUAGUUGGAAUGUUGUGAACUGUUAAUGUUUCUUUUUACUAAUAUAAGUUUGACAUGGGUACAAUACUCCUUAUAACACACAAAAAUUAUAUCUGUGAAUAGGCCUUUUUUAUUUGAUCAUCUCUAAGAAAGACCUGCUCAUGAAGCUUCACUUGUCUUUAUAUUCUUGCUUCCUUAUAUAUAGUGUUAAAAAUGGAAAUUAAAAUAACUUGGCUGUGACACAUAAAAAUCCAUUAAAAUGGACAUGAAUUAUUGAACUUUGAACAAUUAUUGAACUUUAAAUCCAGUUUUUGAGAGCUUCGUUAUUAAGUAUGUCUAAGGUAUUUUCUGAAAAAAAGAAAGAAAUACAGGAAUCAUACCUGAAAGUAUUUUUGUUUCAGAAUAACAUUGAUACUGUUGAGUUCCUGAAGGAAAUUCCACGUGGUUAUUUGGUAAAUGGGAGUAUUUUGGCAUGGAACAUACAUGAUUUUGCUUCUAGAAAUUUACUUGUUUUAUUCUCACUUCACUUCACUUCAGAUGGCUUGAAUUUUCAGUACUAUGAUGAAUAUAAUGAAUAUGCAAGCUCAAACAAUGAACACUGGGAAUUAGAUACACAUCCCAUAAAGGUCACUUUCCAGAUACUGACACAGACCCUUUAAGAGUGGCAUUUUAGAAAACACUGCAUGCAUUUAUAAUACUAUUAAAGUUUAUGUACAAAAAUCAGUGGAAGUCAACAGGAAGAAAUUAACUGUCACAGAUAGCUGGGUAAAUAUAUACAUUAUACUCUGUACCUUAACCCCUACUGAAACUGUAAAUUAAAUGAUUUGUUAAAAUACAUAUGUUCAAAUAGCUUGGUUACUGUGACUUCUACCAUGUGCUGCUGUAUGCUACCCUAUAUUCAUUAAAUAUAUUUAGUAUCUUCUUUUUA